GGAAAGGACACGCUUCUCCCUCAGUCUCCAAGGGAAAGGAGGGCCCGCUCACUCUCCCUUCCACAGGGCUUCCGAGCACACACCGUUUCCCACACAAUUCGAGCUCAGAUAGUCUUGCCAAUCACGAAGCAGCCCCGUCGUCGCCUGAGGUGCUGCCCGUCCCACCCUGGUAGGCGGAAGGCACCUACCGAAUACAUUGGGGUCCCUCGCCGGGCGACCACCCCGACCGCUGCCGCCAUCGCAAGCUUCUCUUGCCGGCAGUCGCUGCCCGGCUAAACUCACUCCUCCCUAACUGGCUGCCGGCGACCGGCAGAGCCCAUGAACCUGCCCCUGGCUUGUCGUCUACCUCCUUGCCUCCCUACCUAGCGGCUUUUCGAACCAAGCCCGAGGGAGGGACCUUGGCGGGGGAAGGGCGGAAGUGCCCUGUGGGCGCCGCCAUCUUGCUGGGAUGGUGGUUGUAUGAGACCAAAUCUUCUCCAGUGCGUUGCUGUACUCCCUUUGGGCUGAGUGAAUGAGCGAGGACGAGGACUCGAGCAUGGCGAGAAGCCCGGCGGGCCGGCACGGGCUGGAGGAAAGAGAAGAGGACGCCAGGAAGAGUUUCGCCUCCGCGAGCUGCCUGCUAGAUACUGUCUUGAGCUCUUUGUAUGACUUUGGCGAAUCGUUACUGGAUAGAAAUGAAAAGAAAAAGAGCAAAAAGAGAAAAUCAAGCGAGAAGUUAAUACUGACAGCCAGCAAUACUCUAUCAGAAGAUAGAAAUGUGGCUUCUGAAUCUGGUGCAGUAGCUCCUGUCAAGAAGAAAAGUGCCUCCAGUUUCUUUGACAGUCUGAAAGAUGGAUCAGUUUAUAACUUUUUAAAUCAGAAAAGGGCUCUCCCAAAAUCCAGUCCCCUUGAUGCUGAACCCCCUAAAUCUGCUCGGCAGGGAAACAAAACAGAGAUUGAAGUUGUGACAUUUCAUGGUCAACGUAGAAAGAGGAAGGCCAAAUGUGAAAUUGCUGAAGAUAGUGGCUCUAAGGCAGAAAUGUCUGUUCAAGAAAGCCAUUCGGAUGGCCAGGGAUUUAACUUGGAAAAAGCCCGUUUGGAAGUGCACCAGUUUGGAAUCGCCGGGUUUGAGAAAAAAGAGCAGCGGGUUCUGGAACAAGAGCGUGCUAUCAUGUUGGGAGCAAAGCCCCCUAAAAAGCAGUAUUUGAACUACAAGAUUCUCCAACAGAAAAUCAAAGAAACAAAAGCAGCGAAGAAGGAAGACAAUGUGAUGGAAAAUAAAUCUGAUUCUCUCAAGAGGCAGAAGAAAAAAGGGUACAAAGAGAGCAACUCCAGGAGAGGGGGAGCAUGUGAUCCUGGAGCUCUUUAUUACUUGUGCAGCAGAAAAUCCAAAAAGAAGACAAAGCAGAGCAUAUUACCAACAGGGCAGGUUGGAACUUUUAAAAAUGGGACUCUGAUUCUUCGUAGUUCUGACAUAAAGAAAAUCAAAUCUUCCAAAGUCAUUAAGUGACGUCACUGCAUCAUGUUGGAACAGAAAAUGAGAUAAAUAAACUUUGUAGCAAAAGAAACUAUUUUUAAAAAAAGAACUCUUUUUUCUUGUCACCUGCUCAGAUGGUAUAGAAAAGUGUGAAGGCAGCAUAUUGUACUGUUAUUUUUAACUGGGAGACGUAGCAGCAUUCCUGUUCGUAUCAUCCUGAUAAAACAGUUUUCACAGCUUCACUAAGCUUGAUUGUGCAUGGGUAUUCUGAUUUUUAUCUAAUUUUGUAUUGUUAUGUUAAGCAGUGCACAAUAAUGAGAAAGCAUCAGAAAAUAAACCAUUGCAGUGUUGUCUAAA
Rhineura floridana is the source of this 1813-nucleotide messenger RNA. RefSeq names its product chromosome 4 C1orf131 homolog (gene FSAF1). The transcript is spliced from 8 exons. The record is from RefSeq and is a predicted model, not a curated record. The coding region runs from base 512 to 1489 and encodes 325 amino acids. Lineage: Eukaryota; Metazoa; Chordata; Lepidosauria; Squamata; Rhineuridae.